This is a messenger RNA of Pieris rapae (cabbage white), 5007 nucleotides long. Its product is annotated as proton channel OtopLc. The transcript is spliced from 16 exons. Bases 280 to 3084 code for a protein of 934 amino acids. Gene Ontology annotation, molecular function: proton channel activity. Gene Ontology annotation, biological process: proton transmembrane transport. Gene Ontology annotation, cellular component: membrane. The record is from RefSeq and is a predicted model, not a curated record. Lineage: Eukaryota; Metazoa; Arthropoda; Insecta; Lepidoptera; Pieridae.
AGUUGCCCAGCCCUCGCUCGCUAUUUGCAGAACAAUGCAGGCUUGAUGUGCGCAUGCUGAGGGAAAGCGCGGGAGGGAAAACGCGCCAACCGUACGCCAGUCUCGGCCCGCGAGCGAAGCCGGUCGCGCGCCGAAGCUAGCCGCCACGUUUGCGCCCUGGCGCUCGACGUACGCCGCGCUCGUCGCGGUGUUACGUUUUCCGAAUCGACCGCAGAUAACACGGCCAACGUGACAGAAAUUCAGUGUCAAAAGGUGCGCGUACGCGAAUUCUACAUCGCGAUGCAGCGUUGCCCCUACAUCCACGAGAUGAAGGAGCGGCUGCUUGGCGCACCAGCUGACGGAAUCGAACGUGAUAAAGAUCAAUCCCGUGAUCAAGUGGAUCACGCCCCAUCCCCACCAGACAACCAGGUCGGCACCAUCGUCAAACUGAAUUCCGACGGGUACGGAUCACAUACUUCGCCGGCACGCGCUCCACUCGUCACUGACGAGUGUGAGGUGCCGGCGGAUGAAACUGAUGCUCUGACACCCACCGAGGCAAUACUGCGGUAUAGAGCCUGCUGUCAGCCCAAUACAAGACCUAAAAAUGCCAAAACAUCUCUGUUCAUCAUCUCCAGCUUCAUCUACGCGAAGCUAUUGGUGGUUGUCUGCAUUGCAUAUGUCAUCAGCGAUGUGAUAACCCACAACCUUCCCCUCUACUAUUAUGAGGGUUUCUUUACGUACCUAUACGGAAUGAGUAUUCUCUUCCUAUUGUACGUCUUCUGCUUCUUACUUCAAGAAAGUUCAUGCUGCAACGGAAGUCCUCCCAAGCCGAAACCACCACCAAAGGAAAAGAAGCCGAAGAAAGAGAAGGAAAAGAAAACCAAAGAAACAAAAGAUGGUAAAGAUGGAAAGAAAGAUAAGAAAGACGGAAAAGCCAAGGACAAAGAUAAGGAAAACGAUAAAUCAACCAAAGAUAGCAAAAAACAAAGCUUCCAGGAGGUGUAUCCCCGUAAGAUGCGUGAUAAAGUUCGACAACAGGAAAUACAAAUGGCGCUAUUGUAUGCCUCCGAACAGCAACAAGACGUCGUGGAGCUGGAAGCCGGCCCAGUCGCUAGACCAGUACGCAGGCGCAAGACUUCGCAGAAUGAUCACAGCCAUGGCAGUUUCUUCCUUAGAAUAGGAGCUAUCGCUUUUGGUCUCGGAACAAUGAUUUAUAAUGGGCUGGAAUUCGGGACAUUCUUUGAACUACCGCUGACAUCUCCGUGUUAUCUUAUCUUGAAAGGAGUAAACCCCGUUUUACAAAUGGUUUUCACUUUCAUGCAGAUGUAUUUUAUUUUUAUGAAUUCUCGUCUUAACAUUCAUCGAUUCAAAGUUAUCGCUCGAUUCGGUCUGAUGCACGUGGUCGCAACGAACAUCUGCGUUUGGAUUCGCACCUUGGUACUCGAAUCUCUGAAGGAAAUCACAGACUACCACUUAAAGAAUCCUCAAGGAGUUCCCGGAGAAGGCGUACUCGGAAUUAAAACUGUAUUAAAAUUUGCAGAAGCCAUUCGUAAGCAAACUUUGAGACAUGCCGGUCGUGUCCUUGGUGCUGUAACAACGGCUGCUACCACUGUUGCAUCUACUGCGACCACUACUGUUAAAUCCGCAGCAAUUACAGCAGCAACGUCUACAGCUUCGACCCCGACUACAACUCUUACCACCACUACUCAUACCUCAUAUUACUUUGGUGGCGCUUUCACUCCUAAAUCAAAGUUCAUCGACGUAAUAAAGAGCACGAUAGGGUACGACAAGAAUCAGAACCAUGGGCUUAGAGGUUCGUGGCCGAAUGAUAACCCGUUCACCACGUACGCAUCGAUCACACCCGGGACGAAACCGACUCAAACUCAGACAGCCAUGUUGGAAGUUUUCCAAUGGCUAUAUACUUCUACGGUGAAACCUAUUGUUAGUACGGUAUCCAAUUUGGUGCCCACAACCCAAGAGAGUUUUGGAUACGAUAGAGAUGUUUGGGGAAAUAGUGUCGAAACUUAUCGUGUCGAUGAACCACCACAUUCAGCAGCGGACAAUGCAUCGGAAAUAUUUGAGUCUUUCGAUACCUUGAACCCAGCUGCCUUGAUCGCUAAUAUUGAUAAUACGAGUGUGUGUGGAAGGAAUCCGAUAAUGGGAACGAUUGUCACCGACUCCGCACCAUAUCUUUACCCCUUCAUCAUUGAAUAUUCUCUCAUCGGCGCCGCAGUUAUCUACGUCAUGUGGAAGCAUAUUGGCCGCUAUCCCGGAGUUGCCAAUGACGAAGAUCUGGAAAGACGUCUGGAGGCUGUUCUAUCCCGCAGGGCGGCAGCAAUGGCAGCGGCGCAACGCGGCAACCGCGUAGACUGCGCAGGCGCAUCUAAAGGCCUCUUCUGCGGCUUGCUGUUCUUGGUGGCAUCACUCAUCUGCUUGAUUCUCUUCUUCGUGCUGAUCAGACACCAAGAUUUCAAGCGUCUAUCGAUUUACUUGGCGGAUGUGUCUCACUGCGCGCUGAUGGUGCUUUCUAUUCUGGCAAUUCUAAUUGGAUUUAUACGUGGUAGUAAAAUGAGAUGGAGCGCAGAUCCUCCCUCCUAUACCGAGCCUAUUCACAGGGUGCAAUCGUUGAAGUUCCGUUCUGAAGAGCAGUCGGACUUGAACGAUAUCCUCCUACGCGUGUCGGCGUUUGGACUGUUCACAUACGCCGUGUUCAGUGUAAUUGCUGGUGGAAUGGGAGCCUUCACCCACGAACCAAACCUUCUUGUAAUGAUCACCGGAUGCUUGAGCGUACUACAGGUGAUUCUUCAACUGCUCUUCAUUGCGGAUGUGUCCAGGCGUCGAGUACAUCUUCCAGAACAAGAGCGCAGCAAGCCAGCUCGUCAAGCCGUUACCUUCCUGCUCAUCUGCAACGUUACCAUGUGGCUCAUAUACACCGUUGAGGCUCAGAAAGUUCUGGCUAACCCGGUCCAAUUGGACUUCUAUGGAUUCGUCGCCUGGUCCCUCGUACAACGAUUCACUCUGCCCCUCUGCAUAUUCCAUCGCUUCCACUCCGCCGUGACCCUCGCCGAGAUCUGGAAGACCAGCUACAAAGCUCGACUUGAGUGAAUACCCAUCCAUUAAAAUGGAUGUAAUAAGAUGUGUGGCGAUAUAUAAGCUUUAGUUGCCGAUACGAUAUGAGGGUUUUACCGAUUUCGUCCUUAUCCGGGACAGCAAUUGUAGUUUUUCGAUUUCAAUCUAGGUAUAUUUAGCGCAGGUAGAACGUCAGGUUAAACUCCCGGAUAUAGCCUAUGAGGAACAUUGGAAACAGACACAACACGACCAAUAAAAUUUAACAAAACCAAUUAAUUCUUUUUAUACCUUUAUAAUUCAAAUCACAUUCCACUUACAGUUUUAUUUCGAAGACUGAUGAACAUUUAAUACGUAUAAUGCUCAUUAAAUAAAUCAGAAUUUGUUGUGAAUGGUUCCCUCCUUUAUCCAUUUUGAUAAAUUUGACAAUAUUUUCAUUAUUAAUAAAUUUCGUUUAAAUAUACUACCAAAAUCAAACUCAGUUAUUGAGUAAUUUGGUUUUGUAAUUUAAAAAUUAUACUCGAUUUCGUACGGAUAAUGGUAGUAAUUGUAUUGGGUGGUUGAAAUACUUCCAUAUAUACAGUAUACAGUCUAUCAGCUAACUAUGACGGCCUAGUGCCAACAAUAUACCUAUGAAGAAUCCACGGCAACCUAUAAAUAAUUUAAUAAAUGAAACAUCUUAAAGGGUCUUUGUUACAACGGAAUAGAUAAAUAUGAUUGGAUCCAAAUAUCUUCGAGAUGAGGUCGUUUUUUGACAGCUUAGUGCUAACCUUUUAAAUGCCUCCACUUAGAACCCAAACGAAUCUACCAUUAUUUACACGGUUUUAAGAAAGUUAUCAGAAGUAACAAAGACUAUUAAUAAUGGCCAUUGCUAAGGCCUUCAACAAACACGACGUUCUCCAAUUUAAUAAAGUAGUUGCGUAAGCAUUAUAAUAUUAAAGUUUCAAAAAUUUAUUAGCAAACAUAUUUGAGAUAAGUAGAAUAUGGAUGUUACGUACGAAUAGUAUUUAGAUGUUGUAAGUACUUAAUAAGCAGAACAUCAAAACACAAGGAGUGCAGGAAUAUGACGGACACUGCUUAACCACAUUGAGUAUAAAUAUUUUGAUUGCAAGGGGCCAUACAAUACAGUUUUUUUAAUACAUCGCUCACAUUUUAUAAGCUCUAUAUUUAGCAUUGAAAUUGUAUAAAUCUAGUAUUGUAUUUGCUGAAAGGGUAAAAUUAAUUGUUGACGUUUUGUGUAAAUUUCGCCAAUCUACGAACGAGAUAAACAAAAUUAUAUAAAAUUCUGUUGCAUGAAAUGUCUUUACAAAUAUUUUCGUAACAACCUUAAUGUGCAAUCUAUUUUUAUAAGCUGUCUAUAUAAUUUACUUAGGUAUUGUACCUAUAAUGGGUUUAUUAUUGUAUUACUUACACGAAGGCGUCAAGCGCUAUAUCAUUAUGUUAUGUACGGAUUGUGUAUAAAUAGAUCUUAAAAUAUUAUUUAAUAAUAUAUUUAUUUAAAAUUUAAGGAUCUUAUUAUAGUUUCGGAGAGUGUGUGCUCACCUUGUGAGAUGCGAGUGAAUGUAGUUUUGGGUGCAUUAUUAUAAUACAAAUUUUAGAUGAAAUUAAAAUUGGCGUCAAAAAUUAUAGCUUAUCCUUUGUGGAGGCUACUCGGUGAAUGUUCGAUAUUAAAAAGAUUGCGUGUUUGGCUUGGUUUUAUCACUGCCGGUAUUUUUAACACUUAUUAGUAAGCCCUUUUAUAACUCUAUACGAUUUCUAACUUACAUUUUGUAGGUAAUAUUUACUGUGUACCUAAAGUUUGGAAAAUGUACCGAUAUUUGUAUCUUAGGUUUAUCAAAUUAUGUGGUUUUCUCGAUGUUAAAUUAGAUACUUACCAAGAAUAAAUGUUUGGAAUCUCUACUUUAAAAUAUUAUAAAAUAUAAAUGUCUAUUUGAGUAAAUUAAAUAAUUAAUGAUAACAAUU